AUGCAUUGUAGCCCUAGAUGUCACGUUCUGAACACAACGGGUCCCCCGUAUCCCGCGGUGACCGAGGAGUCUCGUCCACUCCCGAGGCUCUUUCCCGAGCUCUACGUGAAGGCCAACGCGCUGCAGCGAACCGUCAACAUCCGGGCAAUCGAGCUCCUCCAGUAUUCCUUCAGGGACAAACCCAACGCGGACCAGCAGCAGUUCAUGGACUUGGGCUGCGGGACCGGUGACUUCACGCUCCAGGAACUCUUGCCACGAUGCCAGCCUUGCCGCAGGAUCAUCGCCACAGACGUGGCCAAGGACAUGGUCUGGUACGCCAGAGAGAAUUACCCGCAUCCGCAGAUCGAGUACGAGGUGUACGACAUUGCGGACGACGCUUCGGGUCUGGUGAAGAAUUACGGAAAGUUUGACCGCGUCUACUCGUUUUUCGUUCUGCAAUGGGUCAAGGACCAAGUGACGGCGUUCGGACAUAUAUCCGACUUGAUGACCUCUGGCGGCGAGUGCCUACUCACCAUCGUGGCUCGUUCGACGACCUUCGAAAUAUGGAGGAGAAUCGUUCGGAUGGAUCGAUGGAAAUCGUACGCACAGAUCUGCGAGUUCUACACCCCAGUGAGCCAUAACAUCGCCGACCACUCUGGCCUGAUUUCGUACAUGACGAAGGUGCUCAAAACGGUCAAUCUCGUGCCCUACACGUGUGAAGUUUUGAGAAUAGAAAUAAGAGCCGAGGACAUGGACGAAACCAUUGAAAUGAGCACAGCUAUAAAUCCGAUUCUACCGAUGCUUCCGGAGGAAUCGAGAACAGAGUUCAAGAACGAUCUCGCCAAUGUCCUGCGUACGUUUUGGGCGGAGAAAGAUGGCGGAAAUCCACACUACUACCACGACGUAUAUGUUGUUCAUGCCUGCGACCACGACCUGUGGUUGUACGAAAAGCCAGAUGACAUUGCAACCACAUGCAUGUGGUUGCAAUAUCAUCUGGAGGAGUUCGCACGUGAACUCCUCCUUGUACCUUUGUCGAACAAGCUGCAGAAUCGGUUCUAUACGAGUGACAGCAAAUAA
Ixodes scapularis (black-legged tick) is the source of this 1056-nucleotide messenger RNA. RefSeq names its product juvenile hormone acid O-methyltransferase-like. NCBI's taxonomy places the organism in Eukaryota, Metazoa, Arthropoda, Arachnida, Ixodida, Ixodidae. The transcript has 4 exons. The record is from RefSeq and is a predicted model, not a curated record. The coding region runs from base 1 to 1056 and encodes 351 amino acids.